Molecule: messenger RNA, 1964 nt
Organism: Wasmannia auropunctata (little fire ant)
Lineage: Eukaryota; Metazoa; Arthropoda; Insecta; Hymenoptera; Formicidae
Product: coenzyme Q-binding protein COQ10 homolog B, mitochondrial
Exons: 3
Coding region: 300-965 (221 amino acids)
Biological process (GO): cellular respiration; ubiquinone biosynthetic process
Cellular component (GO): mitochondrion
Molecular function (GO): ubiquinone binding
Source: RefSeq, a predicted model, not a curated record
ACUAGUGCAGCCGGUUCAGCUAAAAAGAACAGGCCUCAUCCUUCCAUCGUGAUCCACCGUUUUCGGUGUUGAACUUUAGCCGGUGUCUGCAUGAAGCACCAGCUUUAUGAACGCCGUAAAAAUUGUGAAUUUUUUAAGUGUACUGUUUACAUAAACAAAAAAAAAAAAUUAUGAUUACGAAUGAUAUCGUCUCGAGUUAUUGUUAAGUUAUUGUCAAUUUAUCAUCGAUAAUAAUUAAAGUUAAACCUAGAAUGGUUCAAUGGAACGUUGGUUCAAUUUUUAAGUUAUGAAAUUUUGACAUGCCAAAUGCCAAAGUUGAACGCACAUUGUCAGACGUUGCGGCAAAAUUUAAUAUUUUACACUCGACAUGCACAGGUAAUGUUGCUUUCAGGCACGCGCUCGUCGUGACACAAUUGUCAUUGCCAUGGAAAUAUGAUUCUUCCAAGCGGAACUUGUGGCGAAUGUACAGAACACGAGCAAGUUAUAAAACCAGAGAGUACGAAGGUCGCAUGUUGGUGGGCUUUUCAAUGGAGAAAAUGUACCACGUCGUUGCCGAUGUUGAAAAUUACAAAAACUUUUUACCCUUUUGCAAAAAAUCUGAAAUUACUUUGAAAACCAAAGAUUUACUGAAGGCUAAUUUAGUAAUUGGGUUCCCGCCUAUAAACGAGAGUUAUACUUCAACGGUGACUACAAUAUAUCCGAGGAUAGUUAAAGCCGAAUGUAAGGACGGUAGAUUGUUCGAUCAUUUGGAUACCCUGUGGUUGUUCAAUCCUGGACUGAAAAACAAUCCAGAAACAUGCGUGAUUGACUUCUCUUUGUCCUUUGAAUUCAAAUCCGUCAUUUAUUCUCAUCUGUUAAAUUUAUUCUUCAAUGAUGUUGUGCGGCAAAUGGAGAACGCCUUCCUUGAAGAGGCCAAAAAUAGGUAUGGCCAGCCAUGUUUAAGGACAGUACGAUUACAAAGAUGACAAGAGAUAUUUAUAGAAAUUAUUGAGUAUAGAUAAUAUUUAUUUUGUUGACUUGAUGAAUUUAUCUGUAAUCUAAUUGUUUUUCAAAUAAAUAUAAGCUUAACAAGAUAAUACAACAAAAAUUAACAUGACAAAAAAUAAGCUACAUGUUUUUAACUAAUGUAUUUUACAAUAAGUGUAUGAAGCAUUUGUUUGAGAAUUUAGUAAAAACAAUCUUGCAUAAUGCAUAUACGAGUCAUUUAAUUUGAGACACUUGAAUAUCGUGAAAAGAAAACAUUUUAGUGAAAAACGUAUCAGAGGAAAGUUUUUCAAUUUCGAAGGGCUAAUAUGAUAGUCAGUUUGAUCUAGGGAGGCAACGGCAAGACUAGAUCAAAAUCACAUACAAAUUUAGCGUUAUUAUAUUAGUGAUACAUAUCUUAAUAGAAAAGAGUUUUAAAAUAUCUUUUUGAAAACACCACAAAGUCAGAUUUAAAAAUAUAUAAUAAAAAAUAAGUUUCUAUUUAAAAAUAGGUUUCUAUUUAAGAAAGUGGAGGUGCUUUGCUCUGAUCUUGCCCUUGCAUCCCAAAGUCCAAUUGACUAUCCUAUCAUAUUAGUCGAUUAAAACUGAACAACUUUCGUCUAAAAUAUUUUUCUCUAUAAUACUUUCUUUUCAAGAUAUUCAAGUGUCGCAAGUUAAAUAACUCUAUAUAUAAAGAAUCGACAAAUUACAGUUCAAUAUAAAAUACAAUAUGUAAAGUGGAGCAUUAAAUCUUAAUACCUCAAUAAAAAUAUUUACAUAAUAUUAUGUUAAGUUAUUGAUAGUAAUAUCAAAUUUUUUGUUGAUAACAUUAUGUAAAUAUGAAGUUCAAAUGUUCUCUUUCUUUAAAGAAAAGAGAAAUAGAGAAAUUAUUUUUAAGUGAAAAAGUUAUAUAAUUGGUAAAGAAUAUUUGUUAAACGUUUGUACGAAUUGUUAAUAUUAAAAAUAUUUAAUUAGAUUAAAUAAUACAUGUUGAAUUGUUA